AUGCAAAGAGCCAUAUACGUUAGAGAAGUAAAAAGUAUGGCAGAAAUUGAAGUACCCCCAGUUAGAGCACCUGAACCAAUUACAAUAUCAGUUGUUGCUGCACGAAAUUUAAGAGGUCAAAAAGGUGAUGCUGUGAGUUUUGUUGUAAAAGCAGAAUUUGGUGAGAAAAUAUUGGGAGAGUCACAGAAAAUUGACAGCACAGGUGAAGGCGCAGCAGAAAUAAAUUUCAACGCUGUUUUAAAUUGUUGCUAUGACGAUCCCCAAGCUUUGGAUGAAAUAGCACACAAACCAGUUGUCUUGACAAUUGUUGAAGUUUUACCAAAAGAAAAGCGACAGAAAGAAGAAAAAACUUAUUUAUUGGGGCAAUGUACAGUAGAUUUAUUACCCUUAGUUAGAGGAGAGACUAAAGCUAACUACACAUUAAUUGUGAAUACCCUGCCUGGUUCUCCUUUAGAAAACUCAGAUAUUCCAAAGGCUGAACUUGAUGUCAAUCUAUCAACACAAGAACCUCUACUUAGUGAUAAACAUCUAAAAGAUGGUAACUUAAUGAAAAUAACAAUAGAGAAUUUGUUAUCACCACCAGAAUCUUGGAUGUUAUCUGGAGCUCAAUAUUAUUUUGCUGCUGCUUUACCUAUUCCAGUUACUGCUGAUAGAGAAGCACCAGUUGUUUUUGCAAAUGGUCAGUUGAAGCCAGGGUCAGAAAAAGAAUUACCCAAUAAAAAUAAGAAGUGGGGUUCACCUGGUACAGCUCAAGGAAAUUCCAUUUUUAUACCAAAUAGCUAUAUAGUUAAUGAACCUAUUGAAGAUGAAGAUGGAGACUAUAGAGCUAAGGAUGACAGAGAAUUUCGUCAUAUAGCAGACGCAGAAAAGAAUAGAGUUGCCUGGACAACAGAACGCAGAUGUUUCUUAGAAUGUACUGCAGCUAAAAGCUUUCAAGAUGAAAUAGCCAAAAAUCGCUUAUGGCCUGUAGAAAUUAUGAGAUUGGCUCAGGCACCAGGAGCUAAAGGUAAAAAGGAAGAUGAAGGUGGAAUUAAUUUUCAUGGUAUAGCAUUUGUCAACCUUGCUCCAUUAUUGUAUCCAGGAGUGAAGAAAAUUAGAGGAGCUUAUAAAGUUUAUCCUUACAGUGAUCAUAUUUUACAUGAAAAGACUAAAAGAAGAAGUGGUAUAACAGACGAUGCAGCUAAGAUUGCCAUGAAUAUUUUACAUCAUAAUUCCUCUUCUCCUUCUCCAAAAAAAGCAGCAAAAGAUAAAGAACCUGAGAAAAAAGAGAUCAAGAAAGGGACUUCUCAGACAUUAAAGUCUGAUACUGGUUCAGAAUUGGAUGGUCAAGCUCCUAUUAAUGCUGAAGGUCAAAUGUAUGUAGAAGCAAGAUCAUUUAUUAUGUUAGAGAUAGAGUUAGAUCAUCCUCUUAUACCAAAACGUAAACCAGAAGAACUAGCUAGAAAAGUAGCUGAAUAUAUUCCACCAAGACCAAUGUUUCCUAAACGUACAGAUGGAGCAGCUAGGGCUGUAGAAGAUUACCAGGGACAAGUUGCACGUGUUGCUAAUCUUAUUUUAGAUGAAUUCAGAGUAAUAUAUAAUGAUGAAGAUGGUACAACAGAUCCGAAUGAAAGUAUGGAAUCAAAGCGUCAAAAGUUGAUUUAUGAAUUGAAUUCAUCAGGAAAAUAUUUUGCUUUUAAAGAACAACUAAAACACUCAGUGGUGAAGAUUGUAAGAGAAAAAUAUUUGAAAACUACCAACUUUGAUGAUAGACAAGAAUUACAGACAUUUUUAAGUGAACUUUAUGUGUAUCUAGUUGAUCAGAUGCAUGUAGCAUUAGGUAAUGUAUUGGAAAUAGAAGAUCAACCUCCUGUACCAGAACCAAUAACUGAUUCAGUACAGUUAAAACAUUUUGCUAGAGAAGCUGUAAUGAAUGAAGAUUAUGCACUAGCUGCUAAAUACUAUCAAGAGAGAAUUGCCCGUGAAAAGAAUAAUGCUGACCACUGGUAUGAUUAUGGUACUUUUAAUCUUCAUAUAAAUUCUGUAACCAAGGCAGAAGAAUGUUUUAAAGAAUGUAUAUCAAUAAAUCAAAGGCAUUUAUCUGGGUUGUUAAUGUAUGGUGUUGUUUGUAAUCUCUUAGAUAGAAAUGAAGCAGCUGAAACAUUCUUUGAGGCUGCGACUAAUGUUGAUCCAAAAUGUAUAAGAGCAUGGACAAUGCUAGGUUUAUUCUAUUAUUCUAUUGGUAAUGAUAUUGGAGCUGAAAUGGCUUAUCUUGAAGCAAACAAAUUGAAUCAUGCUGAAGCUGUAUCAUCAGUUAAAGUUGAUGGUGCUGUAGAGAAAUUAGAUACAGAGGCACCACUUGAUACUGACCCUACUAAAGAUGGAGAGCUUUCUGGUGAAGGAGGUUUAUCUGUACCACAUUCUGAUGGUAAAACAGUAUCAACUCCAGAGGGCACAACAUAUUCAGCAAAAUCAUCUCAUAAAGGUCUUGAUAAACGUGCUUCAUCAACUAAAAAAUCAGAAAAAAUUGGUUCAGCACUAAAAACUAAAGGACCAGAAAGUGCACUAUCAGUUUCCCGUCCACCAAGUCAACAAAAAGUAGUAAGUCAACGUGGCACACCAUUGCUUACAGAUGAUGUGGUUGAUGAUCCUCCAUCAAGAGAACCAACACCUCUGCCAUCUUGUAGUAUCUAUAUGCAGACAGUAGAUUGGUUAUUAGAAGCUAAAGCAGUAUCGUUUGCAGAAAGAGCUUUAGCUCAUGAGUUGUUAUUACCAUGUACUGAUAUGAUUCAAGGACCUUCCAUAGAUUAUCACAUAGCUUUAGCUAGAUUGAAUAUACAGAAAAGAAAGUUUACAGAGGCUGCGGAAUCUUUAACAAAAGCUCUAGAAAUGGAGCAACAGAAUCCUGAUGGUUGGUCUUUAAUGGGUCAUGUUAAAUUUUUAACUGGAGACACACAAAGUGCUAGAGAUUGUUAUGAAAGAACUACAUCAUUUAUAGGAGAUGCUAUUGAAAUGCAUUCAAUAUAUCUACGUUUAGCAUCAAUAUACCUGCAAGAGUCAAAGUAUCAAGAUGCAAAAAAUACCUUUUUAAUGGCAUGUAGAAAAAAUCCAUCUUGUAUAUCAUGGUUGGGUGUUGGAAUAGCAUGCUAUAGGUUGGGUGAAUUGGUAGAAGCAGAAGAUGCCUUAUCAGAAGCUAAUAUAUUAAACAACAGUGAUCCAGAGGUCUGGGGUUAUUUAUCUUUGGUUUGUUUGAAGACAGCGAGACAAUUAGAAGCUGAACAGGCCUAUAAAUAUGCAGUAAAGCUCAAUUUACAUGAUGAAAAUCUUCUCAAUGAGAUUCAUGAUCUACAGAAGGAAGUUGGUUUUGGAAAUCCCCAGUUUUAA
This is a messenger RNA of Lottia gigantea (owl limpet), 3363 nucleotides long. RefSeq lists its product as hypothetical. The transcript is spliced from 29 exons. Gene Ontology annotation, molecular function: protein binding. Lineage: Eukaryota; Metazoa; Mollusca; Gastropoda; Lottiidae. The record is from RefSeq and is a predicted model, not a curated record. Bases 1 to 3363 code for a protein of 1120 amino acids. Gene Ontology annotation, cellular component: extracellular exosome; motile cilium. Gene Ontology annotation, biological process: cilium assembly; cilium movement.